GAUGCAUUUGAUUGAACAGUCUACAAUGACCUACAUGAUAUUAUUCAAGAGGGGGUGAUGUACUUUGUCAGCAUUGAUUGUUGGAAAGCUGCAGCAUCAGGAGCUUCAAGGAGUCUCAAGGGGAGCAGCGUGGAGGCCUAGGGUGGCAAACGGUGAUGCCAGAACUUCCUUGCCUUCUUUCCUUCCUUCGCCUCUCUGUUUCUCUCGACCAGCUGUUUGUUCUCUCACAGCUCUGUGAGCUAUUGAGUACUUCUCCCCUGCUGCAUGUUACGCUGCAUUAGGAGGUGAAAGAAGGAGUACGAGAGGCGGUAUCUCGAGGCGAGGAGAAGCAUUGCAACGACCAUUGUUGGUGUGGGUUACUGGUGGAGCGUUGGAAACCGCUAGCUGCUGCGAUUCGGAAUGGGGAGUCGUCACUGAGGGACCGUUGUGUGCUGUCAGGAGGUUUUGGUCCGCUGGUGGUGAAACCGUCAUAUUGGGUGACCGCAUUUGGGAUCGAUACAGAGCUGGAUUCGCCCGUUUUUGUGACCCGGACACACCCAACCGUGUCUCCAGACGGAAGGUAGCUAGUGCGAAGUCGGCACGAGUGCAGUGUUGCAUUUCGCCGCCUGCGCGCAUCAGCAGGUGAAUAAGGCGUUCUAUGGUGGUGGCCAUCACUUGAAGUUUUGUUAGAGUGGCAUCAUCCUCUCCAUGGAAAAAUAACUUCACACUUAGCUUUUUAUAAGAACUGGUGAAGACCUCCACGUCCCAGGAGGAUGGCUGCCGAUCAGUGCUAAGCGAUACUUGUAGUGGUUUAUCUGGAUAAUCAAACUCUUGCAUUCUGACGUCAUUCUUGCCAUCGAGCGCUUCUGCCGGUUCUGUCGCCGAGGGAAAUGAUGAUUUCGAAAGCACACUGCUUAGCAGUGGCUUUCGUCUUCCUCGCGACCCUCCAACAUGCCGAUGCAGGAUAUGAUCCAAUUGAUCCUGAGGGAAACAUCACCAUCAAAUGGGAUGUUGUUGAGUGGACAGGAGACGGGUACCGGGCUAUCGUGACCAUGUCCAACUGGCAGCUGUAUCGGCAUAUCCAGGCUCCUGGCUGGAUAAUGGGAUGGACAUGGGCCACCAAGAAAGAGGUAAUAUGGAACAUGGUUGGUGCUGAGACAAGAGAGCAAGGUGAUUGCUCAAAGUUCACUGGAAAUUUGCCCCAUUGCUGCAAAAGAACCCCAGAGGUGAUUGACCUACUUCCCGGCGUUCCGUACAACCAGCAAACUGCGAAUUGCUGUAGAGGGGGUGUGUUGUCGUCCUACAUGCAAGAUCCCAAAACCUCGGUCGCAUCAUUCCAGGUCAUUGUUGGCAAUACUGGUAAUAAAAACACCACAAUCAAGUUACCGCAAAACUUCACUAUUAUGACCCCAGGCCCAGGAUAUACUUGCAGCAGUGCCAAAGUUGUGCCCAAGACUAAAUUCUUGUCUCCCAGUGGAAGACGAAUUACGGAAGCCUUCAUGACCUGGACGGUGAAAUGUUCGUAUACUGAGCAAUUGGCGCACAAAGCAGCAACUUGCUGUGUGUCUUUCUCAGCCUUUUACAAUGAAACAAUUGUGCCAUGUGAGAAGUGCGCUUGUGACUGUCCUACGAACAACACAACGCCGAUUAUCACCACCAAUGGAGCGGAUACCAAUAAUCAGCGGUGCAUAAAUCGAUUUGACCCACACCUUCCUCUGACACUCAAUAGCACGAAGAACAACAACCUUCAGCAACAACCAGAUAUGCUUUAUUGCACAAAUGAUAUGUGUCCAGUCAAGAUCCACUGGCAUAUUAAGCUCAACUAUCAGGAAUACUGGAGGGUGAAGAUCACUAUCACGAACCGUGACAUUUCUAGGAAUUACACGCUCUGGAAUCUGGUGGCUCGACAUCCCAAUUUCAAAAACUUCACCGAAUCUUUCAGCUUCAGCUACAAACCGCUGACAGCGUACGGACCUACAAACGACACGGCCAUCUUUUGGGGAGUCAAGUAUUACAAUGACAUGCUCAUGCAAGCUGGACCAAGUGGGAAUGUGCAAUCCGAAAUCUUGUUUCGGAAAGAUUCGGCUUUCACACUAGCCAACGGUUGGGGGUUCCCUAGCCAUGUCCUGUUCAACGGCGACCACUGCGUACUUCCACAUGCAGAUCAUUACCCGACUUUACCAAGUAGCAGCUCAACUUUAAGGGCAGCAACCACAACCAUUGCUCUUCUAGUCUUGUUCGCAGUAGCCUUGCUCAUUUAGACAUGUUCCCAGUUGCAAACUUUGCUGGUCAUUGGGACUGAGUUCUGGUGGAGUGGGCACCACCUUUGGGAUAGUCGAGCUACUGAUCAAGACUGAUCAGUGCGUCCACCCGAAUUAAGCCCUCAUUUGCCACAUAUAUCCAUCAAUAGACUUGCGCUGGAUGAGACAAAGGCGCAUUUCAACCAAUAAGGACGCAUAAAAGCUUCGACUCCCUUGGGUUACAUUUUACUUUGGAAUUAGAAAUUUUAGGAGAUAGAGAGAAGUAGAAGUGCAGGUCUUGACGAGGCAGUGCCGACCUUUUUGGGUUUAGUCUGGUUUGUGGACAAUCUCAGAGCAGUGUUUGUUUCUAGUCAUCUCCUGUAAAUCCACUGCCCAUAGGGCGUGUGGAGUGCAUCACGUCCAGUUUUGUUUUGUUUUCCCCUUCCUUUUCGCUUUUCUCAUUAUCGUGAUCAAACUUGACAAACUCAAUUUUUUGAAGAAGAGUUGCUUGCAGAA
Messenger RNA from Physcomitrium patens, 2735 nucleotides. Its product is annotated as COBRA-like protein 4. Gene Ontology annotation, biological process: cellulose microfibril organization; plant-type cell wall cellulose biosynthetic process. Gene Ontology annotation, cellular component: plasma membrane. The record is from RefSeq and is a predicted model, not a curated record. NCBI's taxonomy places the organism in Eukaryota, Viridiplantae, Streptophyta, Bryopsida, Funariales, Funariaceae.